CUUUGUUAAUUACGCAUGUUUUGUCGCGUCGAAUCUGUUCACAUUUAAGUUUACAACGUGAUCAGUAAGCCUCAUCAAGGACAACACUCGUCACUGUUUAAAUAAACAUUAGACACCACGGAUGUGCGAUUUGGUGAAGAUAAAGUAUACAAUUUCGGUCUUCUUUUUGGAUCGUGUUACAUAAUUUUUUAAAAAUGUGGAUAUUACUUGCCGUUGCGGUCCUAACGGCACUUGGAUACUGGAUACUGAAUAGACGUCAUGCUUACUGGAUUAGAAAAGGAGUACCACAAUUAAAACCAAUGUUUAUCUUGGGAAACAUGUGGCCCAUGCUUUCUCGUAAACGAUCAGCUCCUGAAAUGGCGCAAGAAAUGUAUAAUUCUGGUGAAGGUUCAAGGUACAUUGGCACAUACCAGUUUCUUCGACCAGCUCUUAUGUUAAGAGAUCCAGAACUCAUCAAGCAAAUCACAGUGAAAGAUUUUGAUCAUUUCUUGGACCAUGUAGGUUUCAUAGAUCCAGAUGCGGACCCUCUGUUUGGUCGGAAUUUAUUUGCACUUAAUGGGAUGCAGUGGAGGGAGAUGAGGUCCACUCUUAGUCCAACAUUUACCAGUAGUAAAAUGAAGAGUAUGUUUUCUUUAAUGUCAGAAAAUGGAGAACAAUUUGUAAAAUAUUUCCUUCAAAAAAAUCAAGACGUAAUCGAAGUGGAAAUGAGAGAUGUUACUUCAAGGUUUGCAAAUGACGUUAUUGCUAAUACUGUGUUUGGAUUUGAAUGUGAUUCUCUAAAAGAACACAAUAAUGAGUUUUAUACAAUGGGAAAAUUUGCUACGGAUUUUACAAAUAUACGGACAAUUCUCGUGUUUAUGGGGUACAUCCUCCUGCCCAAAUUACUAAAGUUAUUCAAAGUGAGUUUUUUCUCUGAUAAAAUGACGAGUUUUUUUGGAAGAAUAAUCAAAGAAAAUAUUGAAAGCAGAGAAAAAUACGGUGCCAAACGACCUGAUAUGAUUGGAUUGAUGCUUGAAGCAAGAAAAAAUAAACAUAGCGAAGACGACCACACUACUUUACCGGAUACUGGCUUUGCUACGGUGGAAGAAUCAGAAGUUGGUAAAAACCAAAAAUUGAGAAAGAGUGAUAUAACAGACGACGACAUUACUGCUCAAGCUUUUGUAUUCUUCUUUGCUGGAUUCGAUUCUGUCUCUUCGCUCAUGUGCUUUAUGGCUUACGAAUUAGGCAUCAAUCAAGAAAUACAACAGAAGCUUAGGGACGAAGUAGACGCCACGAAUGAAAAAUGUAACGGAAAAAUUACGUACGAAGCAUUAACAACAAUGAAAUACAUGGAUAUGGUAGUAUCAGAAACGUUAAGAAAAUGGCCAAAUGCUAUAGCCACUGACAGAAUCUGCACUAAACCCUACACCAUCGAGCCAAAAACACCAAAUGAGAAACCUGUUCAUUUAGACAAAGGUGACGUAAUAUCUCUACCGAUGUACCCAAUUCAACGAGAUCCACAAUACUAUCCAGAGCCAGAACGAUUCGAUCCCGAACGCUUCAGUGACGAGAACAAAAACAAGAUCAAACCGUACACAUUCUUUCCGUUUGGAUUGGGACCACGUAAUUGCAUUGGGUCGAGAUUCGCGUUAAUGGAAACUAAGCUUCUCUUUUACCACAUUAUCUCCAAUUUUGAAUUAAUUCCAGUUGAGAAAACACAAAUUCCAAUUCGUUUUAAUAGGAAAGCCAUAAAUAUGGCGGCUGAAAAAGGCUUUUGGUUAGGACUUCAACGUCGGGUAAAGUAAAUAAAACAUUUGAUAUUUUUUUGUGAAACUAAAUUUAUUACAUUCUGUGUACAAA
This is a messenger RNA of Zophobas morio, 1839 nucleotides long. Its product is annotated as cytochrome P450 9e2-like. The transcript is spliced from 4 exons. The record is from RefSeq and is a predicted model, not a curated record. Lineage: Eukaryota; Metazoa; Arthropoda; Insecta; Coleoptera; Tenebrionidae. The coding region runs from base 195 to 1784 and encodes 529 amino acids. Gene Ontology annotation, molecular function: iron ion binding; oxidoreductase activity, acting on paired donors, with incorporation or reduction of molecular oxygen; monooxygenase activity.